AUGGCAAGUCCCCUAUAUCAAGCUUCAAGCUCCUCUGCUCUUCCCGAAUCAGCAUCGCCUUCCGUCGCGCCUUCACCGUCCGCUCGCAACGCCCGCUUCUCUCCUCAGAACAACCCGUCCAUCGCAAAUAUCACCAACUUUUAUACCCAUCCCGCUCGUACCUCGAUAUUCAACGCAUCCGGCGAACUUAACAUCCCCGGCUCUGAACCGGCCAACACUGUCGAUAUGGAAGUUUUCGGGGCCGAGACUGGUGUAAGCACCAGAAGGACUGGUGUCCCAUCUUUCUCGCGGGCUUUCAGUAUGCUCGUGGCCUCGGAGGCGGCGGCUACUGUCGACAGUAGCUCCAGUAACGACGAAGACAACUUCUUUAUCCCAUCAUACCUCGAGAACUCAACAUAUGUUCAGAAGCUCCAAGAAGCUCACAAGGCCAAGAUUCAGACUCGCGAAACAACACGUGCUUCUGCCAAUGGUGUUUCGCAUAGUUCGGCUGCAUCAUACAAUCAGCAUCCUUUGCCUCCUGGUUCACACCGAGGCAUGUCGCAUACUGUGAUAGAGCGCCCCCCAGUUGUGGAAGAGAAUGACGAUCUCGCACCUCUACCAACGAGAUGGAAUAAGGAUGAUCAAAUGACAGGCAUCGAGGUCCAACAGGACGGGCUCAGCGUUAAACAUGUCGGACCUAAGAACCAGCACGACAGAGACCAUGAGGCUUCUGCAAUCCGUGCUGAUCAUUACAUGCCUCCUCAAUGCGGAAUCUACUAUUUCGAGGUGCAAAUUCUAGCAGUCAAACGAGACGACGCCACUGUCAGUAUUGGGUUUAGCACCAAGGCGGCUGCAUUAUCACGGCCAGUUGGCUGGGAACCCGAGUCUUGGGGCUAUCAUGGCGAUGAUGGCCGGUGUUUCACUGGACAGAACAUUGGCAAGCACUUUGGCCCUGUUUACAACGUUAACGACGUAAUUGGUUGCGGUGUGAACUUCAAAGAAAACUCCGCAUUCUUUACCAAGAACGGCGUAAAAAUAGGAACGGCUUUCCACGACGUUGGCAGGGGCAAGCUAUACCCAACGAUUGGCCUCAAGAAGCCUGGCGAAUUCGUCCGGGUCAACUUUGGACAGACUCCUUUUGUAUAUAAUAUCGACGACAUGAUGCGGGAAGAGCGCGAGAAAGUGCGCAAAGCCAUCCAAGCUACUGACGGAUCAGCGAUUCAACCGGACUGGUCCGAAACCGACCUCAUCCAGCACUUGGUUCUUCAAUUCCUCCAGCAUGAUGGUUACGUGGAGACGGCUCGAGCUUUUGCAGAAGAUAUGGCUAUUCAAAAAGAAGCUUUGAAUCUUGAUGCAAACAGUGUGAUUGAAUAUCAGAGCGAUAGGGACGACGAAGAUGCAAACAACCGCCAACGGAUAAGGAGAGCAAUACUUGGGGGGGAUAUCGACAGGGCGCUUAAAUACACCAAUGCGUACUACCCUCACGUGCUAGAAGACAACGAUCAUGUCUACUUCAAGUUGCGUUGCCGCAAAUUCAUCGAGCUGGUGCGCAAAGCAGCGCAGCUUAGUAUGCUAAAUGAGGCAAAGGGAAAUAAGCACGCCAACAACCAGACAAUGGAUAUCGACCUUAACGGAAGCGAGAAUUCUUCAUGGGAAACUGAUGGAGGCGAAAACGCGACCGAGCUUGCUGAGCUUGAACGCAGCAUGUUGGAAUAUGGCCAAAAGCUGCAGGAGGAAUAUGCCAACGACCCACGGGUAGAAGUGAGCAAAGCUCUAGAGGAGAUUUGGGCCUUGGUGGCAUAUCAGAAUCCGCUUAAAGAGCCCCAAGUGAGCCAUCUCUUGGAUAGGAAUGGACGAGUCACAGUAGCAGAAGAACUCAACUCUGCCAUUUUGCUUUCUCUUGGGAAGUCGUCCCGGGCAGCUUUAGAGUUGAUUUAUGCCCAAAACACUGUGCUUCUUGAGGAACUUCGUCAAGACGGUGGUGAAGGAGCCUUUGCUUCGGUCAGCGAUGUUUUGGAGGGGAUCCCUCAGCCAUACCAGAACUAG
This is a messenger RNA of Fusarium pseudograminearum CS3096, 2025 nucleotides long. RefSeq lists its product as uncharacterized. Gene Ontology annotation, biological process: cytoskeleton organization; cell surface receptor signaling pathway. The coding region runs from base 1 to 2025 and encodes 674 amino acids. The record is from RefSeq and is a predicted model, not a curated record. Gene Ontology annotation, molecular function: protein binding. Gene Ontology annotation, cellular component: cytoplasm. Lineage: Eukaryota; Fungi; Ascomycota; Sordariomycetes; Hypocreales; Nectriaceae. The transcript has 6 exons.